GAUGGCGGACAACAGGGAGUCUUUCUUGGUCGAUUUAUCCUAUGCAGAAAAUGUAAUUUUCAAUAAUCUAUGGAAGCAAAAACAAAAUAAUAAUUUCUGUGAUGUUAUUAUCAAAGUCUUUAAUCAUACUGAAAGCGCUCAUGGCAAUCUACUGGCAGCUACUUGCAUCUACUUUAAAGAUUUCUUUUCUGAGGCUGAUCUCUCACUAUUCGCUCCCUCGAGCCCGCAAAUUUUACAAAUUCAUUCAGAUUCUUGGGACGUAGAAAAGUCUCUACAGUAUGAGGAGGGUCUUGCAUCAUUAGUAGAAUUUUUAUAUAGAGGUCAAUUACUGAUUAGUUCAAAAAAUGUUGGAAUCGUUUCAGAGUUAGCUGGAAUUCUCGAAUUGAAACAUAUUGUAGACUUUUGUAGGAGCUUUGAAUCUAAUGAGCAACAUCCUCAAAGAUGUAUUUGUAAGGGAAACAAUCUUUUUGAUACUAUCACAAAAACGGUUGAUGCUGCAACUGAUACAAAUGAUGAAAACGGUUUGCCUUUAAAGUCUGUUGUUGAGUUGGGAGUUGUACCAGCAAGAAGAAAGAGAGGCAGGCCAAGGAAAGGAGAGGAAGUAAAUCCAAAACUUGGAGUAGGUCGAGACGAUGAAUCAGAUAAAGAUUUUAAAAUAAACGAUAAUCGCAUCGACUGCGAUCAAAUUGGCACAAGAAGAAGCUCUAGACGCCAUAAACCAACUAUGAAAUCAAGUAGUGAAGAAGAAGUUAAUAUUAAAGAAGAACCCGUCCUAAGAUAUAGAAGUGAGGCAGCAGAAAUCAGUAUUGAAGAGAUUGACGAUCCAUCAUUAAGAAAAAUCAAAUAUCAAUGCGAAGAAUGCUCAUUUGUGUGCGAGAAAAGAUAUGAUAUGGAUGAGCAUAUGCGGCUUCAUAUUAUCGACACAAAUAAGUGCCCAUUUUGCUUCGCUGACUUUUCAUCUGUUGAUGAAGUAAAACAACAUUUAGCAGACAAUCAUAAAGGCCCUGAUAGAUUCCAGUGCCGCGAAUGUUCUACUUGUUUCCCUACAAUUAGACGAUUACAAUUGCACUUGCCUAAACACUCAUCUAAUCGCCCAUUCGCCUGUGAAAUUUGCAAUUCAGCAUUUAAGUGGAAGCAUCAGCUAAAAGUUCACUAUAAAGUUCAUAGCGGUGACAAACCUCAUUUAUGCGAUGUUUGCGGCUACGCAACAGCUUAUCCCGCCCAACUAAGAGCUCACUGUCUAGUUCAUUCUGGUAAAACAUUAAGGUGUCCAGUUCAAGAUUGUAAUUUUCAGACAAUAAAAAAACAAAAUUUAAGUGGACACAUGAAAACCCACUCAAAAGAAAAGCCAUACAUUUGUGAUAGUUGUGGACAAUCGUUUUCCUUACAAAAGAAUCUCAAGCGACACAUGUACGUGCAUACAAACGAAAGACCCUAUUUUUGCUCGAUUAAAGACUGCGAUUUCUCUUGUACAAGAGCAGAUAAAUUGAAAGAACAUGAAUUUAGAAUACAUCGUAUUGGAAAAGCUCCAAAUCCAAGACCAAAAAUAUCUGAAUUGGUCGCGAAGGACAAUAUUACGAAAACGACUGUAAAGGAUCUCGAUUCAGUUGUUGCACCACUUACAUGCGUUCCCGAAGGAAGCGUUAUUCAUGUAUUCGAUCGGGAUAACGUACAAGAUACUCCAGUAGUUUAUAGGGUAGAGGAGGAAAGUAUGAAUCAUGCUUCUACUUCAAAAGAAGAGCAUGAAGUCAUGUUUGAUAAUCUUUAA
Messenger RNA from Dimorphilus gyrociliatus, 1768 nucleotides. Lineage: Eukaryota; Metazoa; Annelida; Polychaeta; Dinophilidae. The record is from the annotation of a GenBank genome assembly.